Messenger RNA from Eucalyptus grandis, 729 nucleotides. Its product is annotated as probable calcium-binding protein CML44. Bases 141 to 626 code for a protein of 161 amino acids. The transcript has a single exon. The record is from RefSeq and is a predicted model, not a curated record. Gene Ontology annotation, molecular function: calcium ion binding. Lineage: Eukaryota; Viridiplantae; Streptophyta; Magnoliopsida; Myrtales; Myrtaceae.
CUGCAUUAUAUAAAUACAAGGAAGCUCCACCAAGAAGGCCCAGGAUUCAAAUUGUCCUUCUCCCACCGGCGCCUUUAGCGUUUACACAUAUUUCUCUUCAUUAGUUUCCCCAAUCUGCACGUACAUAUCCACCAUUGCAUAUGAUGUCCCGCCUCGGAACCAGAGACUUGCGUCGGAUUUUCGAGAACCUCGACAAGAACAGCGAUGGCCAGGUAAGCCUCGAGGAGCUCAAUUGGCUGCUCGACAAAAUCGGUGUCCAUUACAGCAUGGAUGAGCUCGAGUUGUCUAUAGGGAAACCGAGCCUCGACUUUGAUGAGUUCUUGUACUUUUACGACUCUAUUUCAUCGGAAGGAACCGCGAGGAGCGGCGGAUUAGAAUCACCAGAGGGCAAUGAAGGAGAUGGCGAUCAAGAGACAGACCUUGCCGAGGCGUUCAGAGUGUUCGAUUUGAACGACGACGGCUUCAUUUCUUCCGAGGAGCUCCAGAGCGUCCUCUCAAGACUAGGGUUGUGGGACGAGAGAAGCGGGAGAGACUGCAGUAGCAUGAUUCGCGCGUACGAUACUAAUAGCGAUGGGAGGCUGGAUUUUGAGGAAUUCAAGAGCAUGAUGUUGAUUACCAUUUCUUGAUUAUAUCUUCAAGAACAUGAUAAGUCUUGACUCAGAUUUGCUUUCAUACGUCUUACUGGUUCUAUGUACAUUUAUAGCUCCAUUCUUUUAUUUGCUUCUACCA